Messenger RNA from Saprolegnia parasitica CBS 223.65, 500 nucleotides. RefSeq lists its product as hypothetical. The record is from RefSeq and is a predicted model, not a curated record. Gene Ontology annotation, molecular function: arylformamidase activity. The transcript has a single exon. The annotation marks the transcript as partial. NCBI's taxonomy places the organism in Eukaryota, Oomycota, Saprolegniomycetes, Saprolegniales, Saprolegniaceae.
AUGCGGGUGCUGACGCUGAGCUCGCUGGUCGUCUCGGCCUUGGGAGGCCAUGCGCGCCGACCGAGCGCACCAGGCCUCUGGUCGGCGUUUGCCGACGGCCUCGCGGACGCUACGUACAUUGAUUUGACGCACACGCUGACGCCGACGACGCCGGUUUGGAGCGGCGACGUCUACCCCCAAGAGUUUUUGCAGGCCAAAAACAAGUCGUCGGGCGCUCCGUUUGCAUGGGCGACCGACGGGUUCGCUGCCAACGCGUACGAGCUCCAUACCGACAACAUUGACACGCAAUUGGACCCACCCGCGCACUGGGACCCAGCGUACCCGGCGAUCGACGAGCUCCCGCCGACGUUCGCCGUGCGCCCGCUCGUCGUGCUCGACAUCGUCGACAAGGUCAAGGCCGAUGCGGGCUACCAGCUCCAAGUCGGCGACAUUUUGAGCUGGGAAAAGCAGUUCAAGACCAAGAUUCCAAAAGGCGCCGUCGUCUUUGUCCGCUCCGACUG